Molecule: messenger RNA, 587 nt
Organism: Drosophila kikkawai
Lineage: Eukaryota; Metazoa; Arthropoda; Insecta; Diptera; Drosophilidae
Source: RefSeq, a predicted model, not a curated record
AGACAACAGUUCAGCAGGCAACACCUAAAAGCCCAGCAAUUGGAUAACCCCUCAAAUUAAGCCAGGAAUCUCCCAGAAUGAAGUUCUUCGUGUCCAUUUUGGCCUUGGUUGGCGUGGCUCAGGCUGGUCUUCUGCCCCAUGUGGAUCACCAUCAUGGCUACCACCAUGCGGAUCUGCCUCAUUUGGUGGAUGCCGAGAUCCAUCACUCGGAUGGCAUUCACCUGGGACAUAGUGCCGCCAUAGUACAUGAUGAUCACCAUUUCGAUCACCAUUUGGAUCAUCAUUUCGAUCACCACUUGGAGUCGCUGCCCACUACUGUCUACCAUCAUGAGGAGCUGCCCCACCACUAUCACUAUGCUCGUUAUCAUACUGCUCCUUUGGUGCACCACCAUCACCAUGACACCCAUGCCGCCAUUGUGCAUCAUAAAACUGUGGUGCCAGCUCACCUGGAUGUUCACAGCCAUUCGAACCUUCUGUCCUUUGCCAAGCACGCCCUCCAUGGCAAGUACGGCAAGGUCAGGAUCACGGAGACCCAUUACUGAGAGAGAUUCCCCUAUAAAAUCCAUUGCCCAGACAUUACAAAAUUA